This is a messenger RNA of Acanthaster planci (crown-of-thorns starfish), 3398 nucleotides long. RefSeq lists its product as uncharacterized. NCBI's taxonomy places the organism in Eukaryota, Metazoa, Echinodermata, Asteroidea, Valvatida, Acanthasteridae. The record is from RefSeq and is a predicted model, not a curated record.
CAAAGAUAAGAAUGACAUGAAUGGGCCUAGCCCCAAAACGUAAGAUGAAUGGGGACUAUAAUAGGACUAUACUUAUUUUAAAAAAGCUGUCACACAACUGACAGUUAUUGAGAGUGCUUGCCGCUGGUUUUCUGUGGUGUGAAUUGGCAAAAUGCUCAAGAAUUUCACCACGUUGAGGAUAUAAGUGAAUAAACCUCCUCAUCUGACAUCUCACUUGACCAAGAAGAAAAUGCUGCAAUCAUGGCUAACAAGAAAUGCGCUCAUGGAGGUCAACGGAAUGGAGAUAACGUCCACCCUGCAGUCACAUGGAUAGGUGUCGUCACUGUACUCCUUGGAUUCCAAGUACUUUUCCCGCCUGGUGUUGUUGCGUCAACUAUCUCCCAACCUUCUGUACUUCCUACGUCAUCAGUAAAUGUGGGAACAGACCGGCCGGAGUCAGCGGGAAAUGCCACUACUCGUACAACUCCAGCUACUUCUGCAGCCUCAACAAGCCAUGCCAUGGCAGUAGAACCGAACAGUACCACACAGCCGUUAGACGUUCCCCUCAACAGUAGCGACAGAGCAACCCAAACACCAACUUGGGACAUUUCCACCACCCCGUCAGAUGGCAAUAACCAACCAAGUCCAAGUGACCAAAUGCCUGUCACCUCAACUGCCAACACACCUUCAGAUUCCACAAAUAAUUCAAACACAACGUCAAUAACUGUGAAUCCAGUCACAAAGAUGAGCACUUUGAGUACCAUUACACCAACAUCUGGAAGUUCUCCUUCUGCUUCCAUAACACGAGCUUUGACUUCAUUCUCCUCAACCACGCCAUCGGAUGCACCCAGCCUGCCUGCAUCCACCGUUAAUAGUACUUUACCAUCCCAAUUUAGCCCAACCGCAGCACCGGUAACUACACCCAAAGGGAUAGCGGACACAACAUCAGCAACCCCCACCAAUCCAAGCCAAUCCCUGCCCCCGGCUAUCAGUACUCCGGUUACAUCAACUUUCUCUAUUCCAGGAAGCAGUACUCAAACUCAAACAUCAUCAGACGUUCAAAGUCAGGAGCCAAGCUCUACUGCGAACGUUAAGAUUACCAGUGCUCUAUCCACAGUGGCUUAUUUUGACACAACCUGGCCGACAGUUGCCAUGGUAACAACAAGGCAGAGCCAAACUGGUGCAUCGCUGACGACUGAGCAAUGGAUAGGAAUUGGCGUCGGCGUCGGAAUCUUUCUUGCAAUAACAGUGAUUCUUGCAUGCUUACUCGUGUGGAUGAGAGCCAGGCGAAACCAGCUUACCAAAAAACCCUCCAUUCAAGUAAGCAGAGAGGACUAUUCAAACAGCAGCACGUUGGCUCUGAAGGACCCGCAGUGGCGGAAAAGUUUAACCAUGGCACUGCAAUCAAUGAACACUCAUAUAGAACUGCCAAAGGAGACCAAUGAAGAGAUGCAAGCAGUUGACAAUGCAGCGUAUGUAGAAGAGUCACAUGACCCACAGACAUCCAACCAGGACUUAUCACACCUAACAAAGGUUUGAAAUAGACCAUGACGCUUGCACAAAAGAGUUGGAUGCCCUGUGAGACAUAAGAAGGCUGAAGACAUUUUGCAAAAUAGAGAGCAGAUUUUGUAAUUGAAAUAGAAGAAUUUUGUUCUUCAAUAUUAAACUUUCAUGCCAGUGUUAUAUUCUAAUAAAUGAGUACUUCAAGAAUUGUUGAAACACAUGUUUAUUUUUGCAACAUGGAACAAUAUUUUCAAGGACUUUCAAAGAUGUAAGGACUUUUACAUGGCUCCGAAAUUUAGAAAUUUGCAUCAUAUAUUGUAUGCCAGAGAAGUAAUUUAAAGUAAUUCAAAGGGCAUUCAAUUACUUAUCUUCAUCCUGAUUUAAUUUCAAACGCCCAAAAUAUUACGUGUAAUUGGUGCUGUUCGUAAUGAGACUGCAUGUGUAAAUAAUGCUUUUUUUAAUGUACAUUUAUAGAGGUCUUCGUGGCAAUUUUUGGAUCAUGUUGAUAACAUCAUCCUUGUCUUUCACGUGAAGAAAUGUGUUCGGAGCUUUAAAAGGUUUUGAUGAAUUUCAAUUUGCACUCAUGUUUAAUGCAACAUCUUACACUGAAUGAGUAUGUAAGUGACGUUUUUGUAUUCAAAGCUAAUAGCAGCUGUGGUUAUUGUGUUUACAAAGCAUUUUACAGUGGAAGGAAUCUGAUAGAUUUUUGUAUCCCUUACAGUUUGAGGGAUCGCCUCAUCAGCCUCUAAGCUUGUACUUUCCUGUCUGCAACUGACUGGAAUGGUGCUGAGCUCUUUAUAGAGAGAGUUGUGACAUGAGCAUCUCUAUUGUCUUGGAACCAAAAUGGUGGAUUAUACAUCACUGCACAUGGACAAUUAGGACACAAUAGCUGCAUGCUGUACUGCACAUCUGAUGAACAACCAUUUUGGGUCCAAAGUCUGAUGUUGGCACUACUCUCUCUGUAUACAGCUCUGGAAUGGUGCUGUCAACUCCUAUACCAGGCCAUAAAAAGUAAAUUCACAAGUCAGUUCCAGAAUUCAGGUCUGAAGUAACAAUUUCGAAUCAGUGACCAAGGAGUGUCAUUUUACAAACAAUUUAAAUAGUCUUUUGAAUGUGGGCUCGGAAGACUUGUGAUGGACAUGCUGAGAUUUGUAUGGACUCAGUGUGGCACCUCUUGAAAUGUACUUUUGAAUUACAAUGGAUAUUUAGCUGCCGCUGGCAAUUCAACUAAAUGGUGUUUACCCAUCAACCACAAGUAGACAGCACUCUCUUUGAUGUGUAUGCACGAGUAAGCCUAUUAAGGUUAUUAAAUUACAACUAGACUCCAAGUAGGGUCCAUUCUCUAGUGGAUAGCACUCCCAUCUUGAGAUCGCAUGGUGCACUCCCAGGUGGGUUUAAUCUCCAGCUUAAAACCCAUAUCUGCCCACAACCCGGCUGUUUCAGAGCUUUUUUUUGGGGGGGGGUAUUUUUACGUUGGCUCCAACAUGUAAUUACAGAGUAUUACAUUUCUUUCUGGUUGGUGGCUGUAGAUGAUUUUUUUAGGGAAAAAAGUCCGAAAUUGGAAAAACAGUCUGAUUCCAACCUUGCGAUUACUAUGUUGAUGCAGAACCAGUCUAAGAUUUAUCACUGUAAGAAUUUCUAAGCCCCCCCCAAAAAAAAGAGACAGAACUGUGCAUGUCCCCAGCAAAAUAUUGUUUACUUAAAUUUUCCAGCGACAUCUAAGUAUCCACUGGCUUUUUGAAUCGUCUGUUUUUUUCUCUUUUUUGGGAGAGUUUGAGUUUUGUUUUAGGGCUGGAGGGUUUGACUAAGACUAUUACAGUUUGAGAUAAGGUAAAGAAGAUCUUUCUGACCAAUAGUUUCCUUUCUUGGGGAAGCUUUAGGUUUUUACAGCUGUGAAUAAGGAUACACGAAGUUAA